Messenger RNA from Trichoderma aggressivum f. europaeum, 504 nucleotides. RefSeq lists its product as uncharacterized. Gene Ontology annotation, cellular component: mediator complex. The record is from RefSeq and is a predicted model, not a curated record. Gene Ontology annotation, biological process: regulation of transcription by RNA polymerase II. Bases 1 to 504 code for a protein of 167 amino acids. Gene Ontology annotation, molecular function: transcription coregulator activity. Lineage: Eukaryota; Fungi; Ascomycota; Sordariomycetes; Hypocreales; Hypocreaceae. The transcript is spliced from 2 exons.
AUGUACCUAUAUACCCUCACAUUCUCAUCUCAUCUCAUCUCAUCUCAUACCCCCCUCACAGACAACCACAACCGCCUCGUCGCCGACAUCCUCACCCGCUACCGCACCCUCAUGAUGCUCGCCACCGUCCAAGCCGAACAAGACCGCAACAACGCCAACCCCGAAGCCAUGGCCGUCACCGGCAUCUCCCUCAAAAUGGAAUUCGACGGACUCUACACCUCCAUCAAGGAAUUCCUCACCCUCUCCCGCAAAAUCAAAGAGCUCUGGAUCUUUGGCCCCCUCGGCACCGAAGACAGCGAUCGCAAAGAAAAAGAAGAGCAGCUCGAUCAGGACGUCAACCGCGUGUCGGAGCUGCUCAACCAGAUGGAGGCUUCCAAGAUGAAGACCCUGGCGGAGAGCAACGGCGGGACGUGGCAGCCGCUCGUCAGGGAGGAGAUGGAGAGCACCAUUGCGGCGGCGGCUGCUGCUGCGGCUGCGGCUGCAUCAGCUGGUGCUGGACGAUGA